Molecule: messenger RNA, 5511 nt
Organism: Symbiodinium pilosum
Lineage: Eukaryota; Dinophyceae; Suessiales; Symbiodiniaceae
Source: the annotation of a GenBank genome assembly
AUGUGCACUCCAAGACGUUCAGGCGCACAGGUCGCGAUUUUCCUUGUGGAGCUGAGGUCACAAACUGUUUCCAGCUGCCGCUUGGUUGGUCCCAGUCGGGACGGACUGCCUGCGCUCCUCGUCAGCGGCGGCGGCCUGCUGACGCUGGAGACCGAGGGUGACAUGCACAUCACUGGCUACAUCCACUUGAAGGAUCUGCGCCUGCAAGCUCAGAAGCUUGACUCUCAAGAUAACCUCUGGGCGAUCCCGGGAAUCCGCUUUGUUCGGGGCACGCGAGCGCUGAGGGGCGGGGGCUGUGCGGCCGGUGGUGACCUGACGCUAGCCGGCGGGUCACGCCUCUCUGUGCAGCAUGCCGCCGCGAACCGUGGCGGCGGAAUCUUCACAAAGGGCGAAUUGACUUUUGAUGGCAGUUCAGCUCAUCGUAGCAUGAGAUUCGGGAGGCUUCAUGGGGGCUCUCAGCUUUCCGUUGAGACGACUACUGCCUUUUUUGGUGGGGGCUUCUUUGCAGAGGGUGCAGUUGACAUCUUGGAAUCUUUGAUACGCCUUCGGCGCACCACUGCUGCCGAAUCUGGAGGAGGCUUUGUUGCGCUGGCUUCGCUGACUUUGGAUGCAGGAGUCCUUGACUUGAGAGAGACCACUGCAAUCUCGAGAUUCGGCGGUGGCAUCUACAUUGCUGGGGCAUUGAGACUGAACGCGGCGUCGCUCCACAUUCGGCAUGCCACAGCAGGGCGGCAUGGAGCAGGACUUUGUGCCUUGGGCAAAGUUGUCAUUGCCAAUCAGUCUGUGGUUGCAAUUUCUCAUAGCCGCACGAUCUCGGGACAUGGUGGAGGCUUUCAUAUGGAACAAGGCCUGCAAGUGACGAGCAGAUCUGCUGUCAAAGUGCACAACGCUACAGCAGGAAGGAGCGGAGGAGGGUUCUUUUCAGUUGGAGAGGUGCUGGUUGGUGGUGCCUCCAACCUCUCGUUUUCUGACUGCCGCGCGUUGCGGCACGGUGCAGGCUUCUACGUGUCAAAGAGCCUACGCAUGAGCGGCAGAUCAGCCGUUCACAUUCAAAAUGCGACAGCACGGGGAAGUGGAGGAGGCUUCUUGGUGUCUGAAAGCGUUGUGAUUGAGGAGUCCACUGUGACCAUUUCCAAUUGCCAUUCAGUUUUCAGAAACGGCGGAGGCUUCUACGUAGACAAGAAUGCCACAGCACAGGAGUGGGGAGGAUGUUUCAUUGUAUACGAAGGGGUAGCCGUGGCCGUCGGGUCCACAGUGUCACUCACUGUUUGUCGUGCCAACUUUCAGACUGGUGGAGGCUUCUACACUGCAGCGCACUUUCGUGUGAGCGACAGAUCCAUAAUUAGCAUUCACAAGGCGACAGCCCAGGGAAGUGGAGGAGGGUUCCUGGCACUGGGCGACGUUGUCGUGGCUGGGGCAUCCAGGCUGACGCUUUCAAAGAGCCAUUCACUUUUGGGCACUGGCGGAGGCUUCUACACAACAGGUCUGAGUGUCACUGGCUCUUCAACGUUAAGCGUCAGGAACGCGGCAGCUGAGUCCUCAGGGGGUGGAUUCUGGGCAGAUGGGGAAAUUCUAGUGGCUGAGGAUUCCAUUCUGUCAGUUGUCCAGUGCCGUUCCAUCUCGGGAGAUGGCGGAGGCUUCACCGGUGAGAAGAGCCUGCAGGUGACAAACAAUUCAGAAGUAAAUAUUCAAGGCACGACAGCAGCCUGGAACGGAGGAGGUUUUGAUUCCACAGGAGAGGCUCUUGUUACGUGGGGAUCCAGACUAACGAUCUCCGACAGCCAUGCGAUCUCAAAAGAUGGCGGAGGCUUCGCUGCCCACAAGGGCUUGCACGUCAGCAACGGCUCAGCCAUCAGCAUUCAGCGUGCUACUGCUGGUGGCUGGGGAGGAGGGUUCAUCGUUGCUGAAGAGAUGUUUUUGGGAUGGGCCAAAGUGGACAUCUCGGACAGCUAUGCGCUGUCAGGGCGAGGCGGAGGCUUCUUCUCGGUGGGCUCCAUCCUGAUCAACAGCUCACAGGUCACCGUCCGAAAUGCCACAGCAAAAACAUCUGGAGGAAGCUUCGGCUCGUUUGGUGAUGUUGUUGUGGCGUGGCAGUCUGCAUUGACAGUUGCAGACAGCCAAGCAACAUCAGAUGACGGCGGGGGCUUUUACGUGGGUAGGCACCUUCAAGUGGCAACUGGCUCAGCUGUCAACAUUCAGAAUGCCAGGGCAGGUGGGGGCGGCGGAGGCUUCUUUACCUCUGGCGGAGUGGUUGUUGCAGGCGAAUCCAACGUCACAAUGGUCAACAGUACGGCUGCAGAGGAUGGAGGAGGUUUCCAGUGCUUGAGCUUGCACGUGGCCAGCAGAUCAACAAUUUUGGUCCAAAACGCAACAGCACAGUUGAGUGGAGGAGGUUUCCUUGCGGGCGGAGAAGUGACGGUCGCAAUGAAAUCCAGGGUGGCAAUUUCUGAUAGCCACGCGCUCCAUGGUGAGGGAGGAGGCUUCAGAGCUCAGAAGGGCUUGGAAGUGACCCGGGGCUCAAUCAUCAUCCUUAACAAUACCCGGGCGGAGAGUAGUGGCGGGGGAUUUAGUGCCGUGAAAGAAGUGGUUCUUUCCGAGGGAUCCAGGGUGAACAUCUCAGGAAGUGGCUCAAUUGCAGGAGAUGGGGGGGGCUUCAACGCUGAGGAGGGGCUGUCUCUGACAAAUAGCUCCGCAAUCAGCAUUCAGAACGCCAGCGCCGGGAAGCAUGGAGGAGGUUUCUUGCUCUGGGGGAGGCUUCUGAUUGCUCAAGAGUCCUCACUGAACGUUUCAUGCAGCAAAGCGCUGACUGGUGGAGGCUUCAGGGUGCAGAAGGACUUGGAAGUCACCAGCAACUCUGCAAUUUUCAUGCAGAACGCUACGGCUUUGCGAUCCGGAGGAAGCAUUGCUGCUUUUGGGGAAGUCUUCCUGGCUGAUAGGUCCAGCUUGAUCAUGAUCCGAAGCCAGGCUCUGUCAGGAGGCGGGGGGGGCCUCUUUGCCAGGGGGACUUUGCGGAUGAUCGGCAGCUCGGUGAUCAUCCGUGAUGCAAGUGCUGGGCAGCACGGGGGCGGCGUUUCUGUGGAGGACCUGGCGGUUUCUUCAUCCACGAUCUCCAUUUCCAGGACCACAGCGGGGGCAGAUGGCGGAGGCUUCGCUGCAGCGGCGGCCACACUCACAGACAGCAAUAUCAGCGUUCAUCUUGCAUCAGCUGGCCGUGAUGGAGGCGCAUUUGCGGCUCGGUCGGGCAUGACCAUCCGCAACGGUUCCAUGGACAUCCGCAACACCACAGCCUCGCGGACGUUCAGCGCAGGCCGCGUGCUCGGCCAGCUGCUGGUCGCCAACGGAUCCCGGCUGCAGGUGCGCGAUGCGGAGGGCACGGAAGUUUCCAGCGUGCUGGGCGCAGCCUGCCUGGAGGUUGGAAGGCGAUCUGCACUUACGAUGACGGGCGCAGUGGGCGGCCACGGCCUAACCUUGAGCAAUGGGAACUGUUCCAGCAGUUGUGCGAACCGCACAUUGAGGGUGGCAGAGGAUGCAGCCCUGAAUGCAAGCGGCCAGUUGGGCUUGGGCCUGUUGUCCAUGGUGGCCUGUCCGUCCGAGGUCGUGCGCAUGUCAGGCAUUUAUCUCCACUCGUGGUCCGGUCCCUUGCUGAGCACUCGCAUGGAACAUGCAGUGAUCGACGGCAUCCGCAUCGAGUACCAGACGUUACCCCGCGAGGUGUUGGUGCUGGCCGUGAACGGCAGCUACUCCGUCGAAUCCCUAGCAGUCUCGUGUCCCAACUGCAGCCAGGGCAUUGCUUUCAAUGCCAGCAAGAGAGAACUGCACGCUCUGAGCACUCCGGUGCUUCGCUGCCCAGAUGCCGUUUUGGUCUCAAAUGGUUCCAUGGCACCUUGUACAUGCGCUUCCCAGCAGAUCACCAGUGAGCGCUUCAUGGGCCGUGACCUGGUGCCUAUUCAGGACCUUCUGCAGACAUGCGCCUUCUGUGAAGUUCAUCGGGAGUUUCAGAACGGCACCUGCCGCCAAUGCCCCGCCUACAAUGCUUGGUCACAUGGCAGACUGGAUCAGUGCCAUCCGUGGCCAAGAGAUGUGGAAACCCUUGGACCGCUCCUGGCAGCAGCUGCCGUCUGUGUUGCGGUGAUCUUCGCUCUGCUUGAGGUCCUGCAGGCACCGCUGGUAGUGCUUGAGGCAAAGUCGCAGUACACCAGCGAAGAUGCCGUCGGCCUUGUGGAUGUGAAGUGCAAGAGGUGCCUGACGAUAUCGGUGCAGGGCCCCAGCAUGGACCUUCCUCAACGCCUCGCACGACUAGUGCAUCGACACAUUUCCUUUCGUGUGUGUCAGACCGGCCUCCAUUGGCUGGAUUUCGAUCCGAAGAAGGCCAACACUGUCUUGGUGCUCAGCGCCGCACCCGGGAAGCUGCAGGUCCGGGAUGUGGUGGUGCCGUUUGACUGCGCAUCGUGCACGGGCUUCCUUCAAGCUACUGGCGCCUGGCGCCCCAUAGCGCUGUUGUCUGGAGUUCUGUGUGCAACGGUCAUUCUGCCAGUCUGUCUGGCAGUGGCAGCCGCAUCGGAAAAUCAGGUGUUGCAUGUCCUUGUCACAGUGAUGUAUUGCGCGCUUCCGGUGCUCCUGCUUGCAGCUGUCCUGCACCCGGUGGUGGCGUGGCUCAUCAGCCGCCGCUACCGUACCACACCCUUCUCCGUGGCUUUGGCGGAGUACGGUGGGCGGAUCCAGUGUGAGCCGCAUCCCGGCCCAGACGCCCAUCACCCUCGGAACCAGGGGCUGCCGAUGCAGAUUUUCUGGGAAUUGUGGGCGCACUUCGAGAGCUUCAUCCUGGAGAGAAACAUGCACUUCAUUGUGGCCAACAUUGUGAGACCCCUCACGCGAAGCAAGCAGGUUUCAUUUGUUACCUUAUGGGGUGGCAAGCAGGUGUGGUAUUUUGUUUCCCACUCGUGGGGAACUGGUUUCGCGCACUUCGUGCGCUCCCUCCGCUCGCACGCGCUGUCCAAAGAGGGUCAGGUCUGGAGAGAGGCCACUUACUGGAUCUGUUCCUUUGCCAACAACCAGUGGGAUAUCGCAGGAGAGCUGGGAGCCACCAUCAUGGACAGCGCCUUCGCACAGGUGCUCAACAGCGGCAUCCUCAAAGGAGUAGCCAUGGUCCUGGACCACGAGGUGCAGCCCCUCACAAGAGUGUGGUGUCUCUUUGAGUUCCUACUUUCGAGCCAGUUAAAUUUGGAGCUGGUCUUUACGACAGAUGUUGGCGUGAUCGGGGACCCUGGCUGCACCUCCUUCGACAUCGCAUUGAUUGUGGGUAAACGGCUACGGCAUUUGGAGGUGGCAGGCUGUCAAGCAUCCAGCGAUGAGGACAAGAGAAAGAUCUUCGAGUUCAUCGUUUCCACGCUAGGAAGCCUAGAGUCGAUGGACAGCCAGAUCAAGUAUCUUAUGGCCCAGAUGUUGAAGAAGAACUUGGAGAAUGUGAGACAGGCCACCCAUGGCUUGCUCAAAGAGCUUGGCCAAAGAUGA